Naegleria lovaniensis is the source of this 972-nucleotide messenger RNA. RefSeq lists its product as uncharacterized. The record is from RefSeq and is a predicted model, not a curated record. Gene Ontology annotation, molecular function: protein binding. NCBI's taxonomy places the organism in Eukaryota, Heterolobosea, Eutetramitea, Acrasida, Naegleriidae. Bases 1 to 972 code for a protein of 323 amino acids. The transcript has a single exon.
AUGUUACAAAGUCAUAUCAUCCCAAACUUUUUGAAUUUAAUAGAUUUCUAUUUGAUUGAAAGAGAUUGGAAGUGUGCUUCUUUCUUGUUGAACAACAGAUUGAAUACUACCGCUGGUAACAAAUCAGCCGUUGAUGAUCAAAAUAACAUGAAAAUGCACAUAAGAGCACUUUACUUGAGUGGUCAACUGGGAUUGUCCACUUUAUUUUCCAUCAAAAGCCUAGUAGGCUUAUUAAUCAAUCAAACCGAUCUUCCUAGAUUUGAGCAGUUUUUAAUUUGGAAAACUAUUGCAAGACAUUUAUUGGAUAGAAAAUUGUUUUUAGAGUAUGAGCAAUGUCUUUUGCAAAUGGUUCAAUUAUUUCAGGAUAGUGAUGAAGUGAAAUGGAUGCUCAUUGACCUGUAUUUAAAUAACAAAUUCAAUGUGUCUCUUCAGGAGCAGACUAAAAAUCGUUAUAUCACUCUUUCUUUGCAGCAACAAAAAGAAAGACAUAGAAAUGAAUUGGCACUUUCCCUUGUCACAACAUUAGAGAAUUCGCCUGCUAUGAGGUUAGAUCCUAGUCUUUCUCUUCUUCUUCGUGAAUAUCAUGCAAUUUUGCUGUCCAGAGUUGCCGUUAAAGCAAUUGAUAUUGAAGAAGGAAAGAAAAAAAUUCAUGAAUUGAUUGAAAAUGUUGAAAACAACUCCAUAAUUCUUGAAGGCAAAAUCAAGAAUCACAAAAUAGCACAUUAUCACCAUCUAUUAUCUACAAUGAAUUUUAAGCAAGGGAAGUUUAUUGAGGCUAUCGAGGAAUCAAAAAAAGCGCUUUCUCUAAACCCUCAAUCUACUUUUUAUCAAAAUAGACACCAAGGAAUGAUUGAAACCUUUAAAAAUCACAAACAAUAUCUCUCAAUUCUGAACGAAUUACCUUCCAAGGAAAUGUUGAGUACAAACGUGACGUCGGAAAUACCAACCAUUAAGUUCAUUCGGAAAGAAUGA